Messenger RNA from Brugia malayi, 2829 nucleotides. RefSeq names its product endoprotease bli-4 precursor, putative (gene Bma-bli-4). Gene Ontology annotation, biological process: protein processing. The transcript has 17 exons. The record is from RefSeq and is a predicted model, not a curated record. Gene Ontology annotation, molecular function: serine-type endopeptidase activity. The coding region runs from base 1 to 2829 and encodes 942 amino acids. Gene Ontology annotation, cellular component: Golgi membrane; trans-Golgi network. Lineage: Eukaryota; Metazoa; Nematoda; Chromadorea; Rhabditida; Onchocercidae.
AUGUUUUGGCAUUUAGCAAGAAUAUUCGUUUUAUUCGGUUAUUUGCAAAGAGUUUUGGCCAUUGAGCAUGAUUCGAUAUGUACAGCGGAUGGUGCUUGUCCGGAACCAAGUCAUACAAUCAUGAGACUUCGUGAAAGAAAUGACAAAAAAGCUCACUUAAUUGCGAAACAACAUGGUUUGGAAAUUAAAGGUAAGCCAUUCUUAGACGGCACAUAUUACUUUGUUAUUCAUUCACAAAAGGAACGUUCAAAGCGACAAAAACGUGAAAUAAUCUCAAGAUUGCAAGAGCAUCCUGAUAUUCUGUUGAUCGAAGAACAAAGGCCGAGGGUAAGGCGAAAACGUGAUUUUGUUUAUUCGGAUACCGUGUAUGAACGUGAUAGUGGUUUCAUCAAUGUUGUAAAACGUGCUGAAUCGAUAGCUAAUGCUGAACAGCGUAUUAAUUCCAUACAACGUGAUGUACCUGUUUUGCCAUUUCCAGAUCCGCUGUAUAAGGAGCAGUGGUAUCUUAACAAUGGUGCACAGGGAGGUUUUGACAUGAAUGUGCAGGCUGCAUGGUUAUUAGGUUAUGCUGGUCGUAAUGUAUCUGUUUCAAUAUUAGAUGAUGGUAUACAGCGAGAUCAUCCGGAUCUGGCAGCAAAUUAUGAUCCAUUGGCAAGUACGGAUAUUAAUGGUCAUGAUGAUGAUCCAACUCCGCAAGAUGAUGGUGACAAUAAGCAUGGUACACGUUGUGCAGGUGAAGUUGCAUCAAUUGCUGGGAAUGUAUACUGUGGUGUCGGUGUUGCAUUUCAUGCAAAAAUCGGAGGUGUACGAAUGCUUGAUGGUCCUGUGAGCGAUAGUGUUGAAGCAGCAAGUCUGUCUCUUAAUCGUCAUCAUAUUGAUAUUUAUUCGGCGAGUUGGGGCCCUGAAGAUGAUGGAAGAACGUUUGAUGGUCCUGGGCCGUUAACUCGAGAAGCAUUUUAUCACGGUGUUAGAGUAGGACGUGAUGGUAAAGGAAGUAUUUUUGUUUGGGCCAGUGGUAAUGGUGGUUCAAGGCAAGAUAGCUGCUCUGCUGAUGGUUAUACGACAUCUGUCUAUACACUCAGUGUUAGUUCGGCGACAAUUGAUAAUCGCAGUCCAUGGUACUUGGAAGAGUGUCCAUCAACCAUCGCUACAACAUAUAGCAGUGCUAAUAUGAAUCAACCGGCUGUUAUAACAGUUGAUGUACCACACGGUUGCACUCGUUCACAUACGGGUACUAGUGCAUCUGCUCCAAUUGCAGCGGGUAUUAUUGCGUUGGCAUUGGAAGCUAAUCCAAAUUUGACAUGGCGCGACAUGCAACAUAUUGUACUGCGGACAGCCAAUCCAGUACCACUGUUGAAUAAUCCAGGCUGGUCGGUGAAUGGGGUUGGACGACGAAUUAACAACAAAUUUGGUUAUGGACUGAUGGAUGCCGGAGCACUGGUAAAGCUCGCAUUGAUCUGGAAAACGGUACCAGAACAACACAUUUGUACAUAUGACUAUAAGCUAGAGAAGCCAAAUCCGCGACCAAUAACGGGUAGUUUUCAAAUGAAUUUUUCACUGGAAGUAGGUGGUUGUGAAUCUGGUACACCAGUUCUCUAUCUCGAGCAUGUACAAGUUUUGGCAACAUUUCGCUUUGGGAAAAGGGGCGACCUGAAACUCACACUGUUUUCGCCACGUGGUACCUCUUCUGUAUUGCUUCCACCUCGUCCACAGGAUUUCAAUUCGAAUGGUAUCCAUAAGUGGCCCUUCUUGUCCGUUCAAACAUGGGGUGAAGAUCCUCGUGGAACGUGGACUUUGAUGGUGGAAUCUGUUAGCACGAAUAGAAAUAUUGGAGGAACGUUCCACGACUGGUCGCUGUUGUUAUAUGGUACGGCUGAACCUGCUCAACCAAAUGAUCCUCGGCAUCCCUCAAAUCCAUCACCCUCUUCAGUCGAAUCUCCAUUUGAUCGAAUUACUCAGCAUAUAGCAUCACAGAUUACCCCAACUGAAACAUUAACCAAUUUUGGUGAUUUGCGUUCAGCACCAGAUUGUCAUUCAGAAUGUAUUGGAUGUACGGAAUCACGAUCGGCAGUUAGUUGUUUUUCUUGCAGGCAUUUUACGCAAUCCCUACGUAAUCGUGCAGGAUUCAAAUGUGUGGCGAGAUGCGAUGAGGGAUACUUUUUAGAAGGGAAUAAAUGUCGUGCAUGUAGUCCGAAUUGCAAAACAUGCAUCAAAGCAGAGCAAUGCGAAACAUGCCCUGGUGCGCAACUCUUAAUCGAUGUAAAUCAUUAUGGACAUUUGGAUCAUGGGCAGUGCAUUGAUGCAUGUCCACCUGAACUCGAACCGGACUAUACAAUAGCAGUACAGGCACGUUGUAUACUAAGAAGGAAUAAAUGUUCCAUUGGAUAUUAUGAAGCAGCAAAUUCUAUUUGUACACCAUGUGAUGAUGCAUGCAGGACAUGUCAUGGUCCUGGACCUUUGCAGUGCGAUUCAUGUGCGACAAACUUUAGUAACAGAUCGGUUGGAUAUUGUCGACCGUGCUGUAGAGUGGGCGAGGAUCCAAUGCUCUAUCAUUGUGAGGAUUGCACGUCAUUAUCAUUGCAACUACAUACAACGCAUUCAUCACUCUCUCACACAUUACUUUUCACGCUUAUUUUUCUAACUUUAUGUAUUGUUGUCGUUGUAUUCAUUAUGAAAAUUGGCAUUGGUAAUUCUUCCAGUCGUACUAAUCGGAACAUCGAUUAUGCACCUUUACCAGCCAAAGAGCAACUGGUUGAUUCUUUUGCGGAUACAACGGAUUCUGAAUCUGCCGAUGAAAUUAAUGAUCAUGAUGGACUUCGAAACUCAUGA